GUACAUAAAGUAAUGGAAAAGUCCAUACAUAAUUUCUCUGCGUUGGUUUAUUUUCCUGUCGAUCUUUAAACGAGCCCUUGUUAAGUUGGCAGUUAUACUGCGAGCAAACAUUCACAAAAAACUACCAUAGGAUCCCUUUGGCCAUUACUGUCUUCAAAACCUUUUUACUUAGCUCUACCUUUCACCUGCCAAAGCCCGUUCAAGAAUAUAGUUUUGUGUAAUUUUGCUACCAGUCAAUGUGCAAGCAUUUCGUUCCGGUUUGAUGGACACUGUAACUAGAUUAUGCAGCUUACAAGAUAAUAACAUCUGAUACUUCAAGGUGAAGGCACUUAAGUCUUGCCAAGUAUUGUUAGGUCAUAGGUUUGGAAGCAGGGGCGGGCCGAGAGUUGGGGGGCACUGAGCAAAGUCUAGUUUAGUGUUCUGCCUAGUUAAUCAAAUCAUUGACAUCUAUAAAAAAACGAUUUUCAUUAAAGUUGUAGGUAUAUGGUAUAAGACAAACAAGUGUAUAGUAAAAUCUAUUAUGACAGACACAAACAAAUUUAAGAAAUUAUUGCAAAAGAAAUCAACAGCCUUGGUUAUGUGUCAACUGCUUUAAAUACUACACUUUUAUAGUUUAAAAUAAAUAAAGUAUAAAGUCUUUUUUUUUAUAUUUUUUAAUAUCUUUAAUGGAGACUGGGGGGCUGCCCAAAAAGCCCUUAUGUGGAUCCGCGCCUGGCUGGAAUGUGUUGAUAUUUAUGUAUACAUGAUUUAAAUUAAAAACAAGUGUUUUUUACGUUUUUGGACUUUGAACCGGGAUGUACAUUGUUAAGAAGCACUAUUCUUAAUUUCUGCGCAGUUUUUGCUCGACAUCUAAAAUUGUUUUUGUAGAUAAUGACAUAUUAGCGGGCGGUCAGUAAUGCAGGUAUAGUAGAUACAGCUCAUGUCAUAUUAAUUAUAAACAAGGUCGCAAAACUGAUUGUUGACUUGAAUGCAAAUCAUGAUGACUUCGUGCAGCAGAGUUGUUAAGUCAUGGUGAGCGGGCGGUUUGCCGAGUAUUGACCUCUGUUAAGGAUGCACUAGAUCUGUUUAUUUACUGAGCUGCAAGAUGCAAUAAGCUAACUUGUUUUGCUAGGUUUGCUUUAAUAAUGCCACUAAUAUUAUUGAAUCUGUGCAUCUGUUCCUAAAGUACGUUCUUAGAUAGACAAUUUAGUAUGGAACAUUUUGGUGGUUUAAAGUUUGUAAUUAAAAAGUCUGCCACGAGGCUAAGAAAGCUGCAAAGAUUUCUAAAUGUUGGGAGAAAAUAAUAAUUAUAAAUCACGAUAAAAUCCCAAAACUAAUUUUAUUUCGGUAGUUAAUUAUGUUUAAAUUAAUUCUUUCUUUGCAUACUCCUGCUCGUUAUGUGUGCUGCAACAAUUUGUCGAAAAUGAAUUAUUUUAAGGUAUUACAAACUUCUUAUUGUUAUACUAUACAGUUUUGCAUAUCAUAUAGUAACAGCGCCUUUACCCACCAUAAAAAGGCUUGGGAUUACAAGGGCCUUGCUUGGUGCUGGCCUUUGAAUUCGGCAAGCUUUUUUACUUCCACCAGCUACCUCUCCCCUCCCUAGAGAAAAUCCGUGUCUACGUCAAUGCAUAUAGAAAACAAUACCCUCUCAUAAGAAAUGUCUCUCAAGUGCGAUUCAUCUUACGAUGCAAUCCUAAAAGUAAUUUAUUUCUUGCCGUGAUCAAAUUAUUUUCGAGAUCGCGGCCAUUUAUCUUAAAGAUCGACAAAGAACUCGCGUUAGCUAUAAAACAUUAAAAUUGCAUUACGAACGUGUCGUAGGUCCUUAAGUUGUAUCUAACUGCGCGAGCGCAUUGGCUCGGUAAUAAAACGCGCUAUGCGUUGACGCGGCCGGCAUUCAAGACGCAAUACCGCCAUGUUCGACAUACUGAUAAUCGUGUCGGGAUUGUUACUCUUAAUUUAUUAUUUAUUCACGCGAAAAUUCGGCUAUUGGAAACGAAAAAAUAUACCUUAUCCGAAGCCAGUUCCAUUUUUCGGCAACUAUGCUGACAUGAUUCUGGUGAAGAAGACAUUUGGCGAAGUCGUUAAGGAGAUAUGUGAUCAGUUUCCCGACGCGCCGGUGGUCGGCGCUUUCAUGGGGACAGAACCCGUGCUCAUCCCUAAGGACCCAGAGAUCAUCAAAGCUAUUCUUGCGAAGGAUUUCUACUAUUUCAAUGGAAGAGAAAUUUCCGACCACGCUGAUAAAGAAGAACUUAUGUACAAUCUAUUUUCGACAUCCGGUGAUAAUUGGAAAGUGUUACGACAGAAUUUGACGCCUCUGUUCUCUUCGGCUAAGAUGAAGCUGAUGUUCAAUAUGAUCGCGCGUUGCUCGCGCUCCUUCGAACAGCUUCUGGAGGAGGAGUCCAAGCUAGUGUCGGUGGAAACCAAGAAUUUGAUGGAGCGAUUCACUAUCCAGUGCAUUGGAGCGUGCGUGUUCGGGGUAGAAACAGAUACAAUUAGCCACGACUCGGACAACCCUUUCAAACAAGCUGGCGAUGACCUGUCGAAAACAUCCAAGUGGUUGGCGUUUAAAAAUUCAGUGCGAAUUAUGUGGCCAUCAUUAUUUUACAGACUCGGAUUUUCGCUUCUUACAAACGAGUUAGACGUAUUCAAAAGCAUCGUAAUAGCUGUCUUCAAACAACGAGAUUAUAGACCGUCAUCGAGACAUGACUUUGUGGACUUAAUUCUUACAUGGAAGGAAAACAGUUACAUCGAAGGCGAUAAGUUACGGAGCGCGAGGAGUGUUGAAGGCGGUAAAACAUCUAUCAACGUUACUGACGAUUUAUUGAUCUCGCAGUGCAUGAUAUUCUUCAGCGCGGGCUUCGAAACAUCAGCGGCCACGUUAAGUUUCACUUUGUACGAAUUAGCAAAAAAUGAGAGAGUUACGAAGAAAGUGUGCGAGGAAGUCGACGCGUAUAUAAAACGGCAUGAGAAUAAAAUAAACUACGAUUGUCUGUCAGAGCUGCACUACUUAGAAGCUUGCAUUGAGGAGACGUUACGAAAGUAUCCAGUUUUGGGAGCUACUACACGUGAAGUGAUGGACAAUUACACUUUCCAAUCAGGUCUAAAAGUAGAGAAAGAUCUUCGAGUUCACAUUCCUAUUUUGUACUUGCAACACAAUCCGGACUUUUUCCCUGAACCACAGGAGUACAGGCCUGAGAGGUUUUAUGGGGAAGAGAAGCGAAACAUCAUACCUUACACUUACAUGCCAUUUGGAGAAGGCCCCAGGAUUUGCAUAGGAAUGAGAUUUGCCAAAAUGCAAAUAAUGGCGGGAUUGGUGACUGUUUUGAAGUCAUACACAGUGGAAUUAGCUGACGGCAUGGCGAAAGAACUAACCUACAGGCCAGAAGCGUUCGUGACCACAUCAAUGGACGGCAUCAACCUUAAGUUUAUAAAACGUGAAGGUUGGGAAGAGAGAAUGUAUGUUGAACAAAUUGUUUAGAAAAAAAAAAUGUUAAAAAGUAUGGGAGCUCAUAAUUUUGAAAUUCUUCGGAUAUAAGUAUAGUUCACUUUUAACUUUUACAAGAUGAAAGUGUGUCAUCGUUCCUUAUAGAUUUAAAUGUCGGUUAAAGUGAUUUUGUUACUUUUUUUAUUAUAUUAUAUAAAGCUGAA
Molecule: messenger RNA, 3627 nt
Organism: Manduca sexta (tobacco hornworm)
Lineage: Eukaryota; Metazoa; Arthropoda; Insecta; Lepidoptera; Sphingidae
Product: cytochrome P450 6B5
Exons: 2
Coding region: 1892-3457 (521 amino acids)
Molecular function (GO): oxidoreductase activity, acting on paired donors, with incorporation or reduction of molecular oxygen; monooxygenase activity; heme binding
Source: RefSeq, a predicted model, not a curated record